UCACCUUCCAACUCCUCCGAUCUUGAUCCUCGUAAAAAUGAUCUUAGCAGGUAAUUAAUCUAUGUCAGGUAUAUAAGGUAAAUUAUCUCACAUCUCGGACAUUGUUUUCCCAAACAUACUUUGAACAAACAUUGUAAAUCUUUCAGAACAAUGCGUGCUGCUACUUUGGUGCUUUUUGCUUGUGCUCUUGCCGUUGGGGUACUUGGUGAGAUGCCACCAGAAUCAGAACGUGCAAAAAUGAUGAAGAAAUGUAUCACAGAAUCAGGACUCGAUGAGUCUGCCAAGAAAGAUAUUUUCAUCAUGUCCGAGGGAGAGCCUAGUCAAAAAAUAAAAUGUUUCCAUGCUUGUAUGAGCAGAGAAAUGGGUGUCAUGGUUGAUGGAAAUAUUAACAAAGAUAAGGCCAUCGAGAUGAUUCCGGCUGAUUUUCCGGAGCGUGAAAAAGCUGUUGAAGUUUUUUCGAAGUGCAGUGAAGAGAAAGGAAGCGAUGACUGUGAGACAGCUUAUCUCGUUUUCAAAUGCCUGCGUGAUAAUAAGAUGAUACCUCCUCCUCCUCCCCGUCCGGAAUAAAAUUGAGGAUUUCUGAUCACUUGGAUAUUGUAUAAAGAUGACUCACGCUCCUGACAACCGACCUAAUUGAAAAUUAUGUAAUGAAAUGGUAAUAACAAUAACAUGAAUUAGUAUAAUGUUACAAUUAAAAAUGUUGUAUGGAAAUUAAUAAAAUAGUAGAGUAAUAAACAAAC
Molecule: messenger RNA, 740 nt
Organism: Cotesia congregata
Lineage: Eukaryota; Metazoa; Arthropoda; Insecta; Hymenoptera; Braconidae
Source: the annotation of a GenBank genome assembly